Messenger RNA from Astyanax mexicanus (Mexican tetra), 4009 nucleotides. RefSeq names its product NACHT, LRR and PYD domains-containing protein 12-like. Gene Ontology annotation, molecular function: protein binding. Lineage: Eukaryota; Metazoa; Chordata; Actinopteri; Characiformes; Acestrorhamphidae. Bases 1 to 3225 code for a protein of 1074 amino acids. The transcript has 12 exons. The record is from RefSeq and is a predicted model, not a curated record.
AUGAGUUCCUCAGCUAAAGCUGAGAGAUGUGGCUCGCCUGAUCCCAGCUGUGUGUCCAUGAGGAGUCACCAAUCAAUGGACAAACCUAUGAACCUCGGAGAGGGUAACAGUUCUCUUGACUUCAGCGUGGAUCAGCACAAGAGAUGCAGCUCACCUGAUCCCAGCUGUGUGUCCUUGAAGAGUGAUCAGUCCAUGGACAAACCUGUAAACCUCGGAGGGGAGAACAAGUCUGUUGACUUCAGCUGUGUUUCCAUGAAGAGUAACCAGUCAAUGGACAAACCUGUAAACCUUAAAGAGGGUAACAGUUCUCCUGAUCAUAGGGUCCAGAAAGAGACACCAGACAUUAGAAAAAAUAACGAAUCCAUUUUCAAGGAACUGGAGCACAAGUUAAUCUCUUUGGUGAAAGAUGAACUGAAGAGGUUUGAGAAGCUACUGAGUCUGGAUUACCCAGCAUCCUCCAGAAAAGAGGUUGUGGAUAAGGCCGAUCAGAGCAGUAUUAGAGAUGGGUUGCUGAAGGUCACACUGCAUGUCCUGAGAAGCAUGAACCAGACAGACGUCGCUAAUAAAUUACAGAUCAGACUGGCUCCUGCUUGUCAUCAAAAGCUCAAAUACACACUAGAAAAAAAGUAUCUGAAAAUUCAUGAAGGAAUUUCACAUCAUGGAAACUCAGCUCUCUUGAAUGAGAUCUACACAGAGCUUUACAUCACAGAGAGUGAGAGUGGGGGGGUGAAUAAAGAGCAUGAGGUCAAACAAAUUGAAACAGCAUCCAGGAGGUCAGUAACACAGGAUACACCUAUCAACUGCAAUGACCUCUUUAAAGAGAAAUCAACAAGAACUGUGCUGACCAAAGGAGUUGCUGGAAUCGGAAAAACGGUCUCUGUGCAGAAGUUCAUUCUGGACUGGUCUGAAGGAAAAGCCAAUCAGGAUGUUCUGUUCAUAUUUCCACUUCCUUUCAGAGAGCUAAAUUUAAUGAAGAAUAAAAAAUGUAGUCUUUUAGAUCUUCUUUUACACUUUUUUGCAGACACAGAAGAUUUAAAGCCAAGAGAUUACUAUCGCUACAAAGUCAUGUUCAUUUUUGAUGGUCUGGAUGAAUGUCGACUUCCUCUAGAUUUCCAAAAGAAUGAGAUUUUGUCUGAUGUAGCUCAGUCUGCCUCAGUGGAUGUGCUGCUGACAAACCUCAUCAAGGGCAACCUGCUUCCUUCAGCUCUUCUCUGGAUCACCUCUCGACCAGCAGCAUGUGGUCAGAUCCCUCGCGAAUAUGUCGACCAGGUAACAGAAGUCCGAGGCUUCAGUGAUCCUCAGAAAGAAGAGUACUUUGAGAAGAAAAUUAAUGAGAAUCAGAGUCUGGCCAGAAAAAUAAUCACACACAUAAAAUCAUCAAGAAGCCUGUACAUCAUGUGCCACAUACCAGUCUUCUGUUGGAUUUCAGCCACUGUUCUGAAGAAAAUAUUUGAUGAAGCAGAAGGUGAAGAGAUUCCCAGGACUUUAACUCAAAUGUUCACACACUUUCUGAUCUUUCAGGUCAAUAAAAGCAAGCAAAAGUAUGAACAGAAUAGUGACACAGACUUGGACCAGACUAAAAAGAUUGUCUGGACACUGGGGAAAUUGGCUUUCCAACAGCUGGAAAAAGGCAACCUGAUCUUCUAUGAGGAAGACCUGAGAGAGUGUGGAAUUGAUGUCCAAGAUGCAUCGGUGUACUCAGGAUUAUGCACCCAAAUCUUCAAAGAGGAAUAUGGAAUGCAUCUUGGCCAGGUGUUCAGUUUUGUGCAUCUGAGUGUUCAGGAGUUUCUGUCCGCUUUAUUUGCAUUUCUGUCCUUCUUGUCUGAGAACAGAAAUGUGAUUGACAAGGAAACUGUACUACCACAGUUGGCUGAUUUCCUUAAAUUUGCAGUGGACAAAGCUUUACAGAGUGAGAAUGGGCACCUGGACCUGUUCCUCCGUUUCCUUCUGGGUCUGUCACUGGAGUCCAACCAGACUAUCUUACGAGGCCUACUGCCACUGACAGAAAACAGCUCCUACAGCAAACAAGAAACAGUCAGUUAUAUCAAGGAGAAGAUCAGAAAUAACCUCUCUCCAGAGAAAUCCAUCAAUCUGUUCCACAGUUUGAAUGAACUGAAUGAUCACUCUCUAGUGCAGGAAGUACAAACAUACCUAAACAGAAGAAAGGACAGUUGUCUCAGUGGAGCUAAACUCUCUCAAGCUCAGUGGUCAGCACUGGUGUUUGUGUUACUGAACUCAGAGACUGAGCUGGAUGAGUUUGAUCUGAAGAAAUAUGACCCAUCAGAGGAAUGUCUUCAAAGGCUGCUUCCAGUGAUCAAUGCAACCAGUAAAGUUAUACUGUGUUUGUGUAAUCUCUCUGAUGAAAGUUGUGGGGUUUUGGCCUCAGCUCUCAGCUCAAACUCCUCAUGUCUGAGAGAACUGGACAUGAGUCACAAUAACCUGCAGGACUUAGGAGUGAAGCUGCUCUCUGAUGGACUGAAAAGUCCACACUGUAAACUGAAGAAACUGAGCUUGUGUUGGUGUAAUCUUACCACGAAAAGCUGUGCAGUUCUAGUCUCUGUUCUUGAUUCCUCAAAUUUGAGAGAGCUGGAACUCAGUAAUAAUGAACUGCAGGAUUCAGGGGUCAAGAUGCUCUCUGCUGGAUUGCAGAACCCACACUGUAAACUGAAGGCACUAAGGCUGUGUGAUUGUAACCUCACUGAUGAAAGCUGUGCAGCUCUUGCCUCAGCUCUCAGCUCAGAGAAUGCAGGUCUGGAAGAAUUGGAUCUGAGUGACAAUGAACUGCAGGAUUUAGGAGUUAAGCAUCUCUCAGCUGGACUGGAGAAUCCACAUUGUAAACUGGGAAUACUAAGGUUGUCUGGCUGCAGUAUCACACAGGAAGGCUUUGCUGCACUGGUUUCAGCUCUGAAAACAAACCCGUCACAUUUGAGAGAGCUUAAUCUAAAUUACAGUCAACCAGGAGAUGUAGGAAUGAAGCUGCUCUCUGAUCUACUGGAGGAUCCACACUGCAAACUGGAAACCUUACAACUUGAAUGCUGCAGUAUUACAGAGGAAGGCAGUACUGCUCUGGCUUCAGCUCUGACAUCAAACCCAUCAUACCUGAAAGUGCUAAAUUUGGACUACAAUGAACCAGGAGAAGCAGGAGUGAACCUGCUUACUGCUUUACAAGAAGAUCCACGUUGUAAACUAGAGAGUCUACAAAUAGGACGAUUAAAACACAUGUGACCUGGUAUACGUCUUCCAGAUCAUGAGUACAGCAGCACGUUUUGGUCUAAAUUGUGAUCACAGCUGCAGAACACUGUUGUGCAUUCUCCCAAGGUUCACUUCUGUUCACUAUAGUGACUGCAUGACACAUACAGACUAUUUAUAUUUAAAGAAGACUUUAGGAAAAAGGAAAGUAGAACAGCAAAUAAGUGAAGAAUUUUGUGAUUUUAUUUUUUUUACAUAGGGCAGAUAUCUUAACAGUUGACAUUUCAGUGUGCAUUUAAUUUAACUAUUUUGCCGAUAUUAACAAGAUAUUUCCCAGAUGUAUUUGUAAUAUAUAUAUAUGUGUAUGUAAUUCAGUGCACAUUGCAAGACAUUUUGGCCUGCCUUUUUGUUUCUGCUGACCAAGGAAAGAUGUGUUGUUUUAAGUGUUUUAAAAUACACUCUCUUACAAAAUACACAUUUUUUAGAUGUAUAUUUUUAACACACUAAUGGCAAAUUGUUAAAGGCAGAUUAACACAGUGACAUGUUUACAGUGACAGUGUUUUAAAUGACAGUAUAAAAUUGUAUAAGAAACAGUUCCUUUAAACCUGGGUCUAUAUAAGUACAACUUUCUUUGUUUUUGUUCAUUUAUUUUUUUGUUCAUUCGUUUUGGAGAUGUCUGUCAAAAAACAGACAACUACUAUUAUGUCCAUGAUUUUAAAGUACAUUGAUAAACAAGUAAAUGUAAAAAAAAAUGAUAUUUCCUGUCAGCGCAGGUUACAGAACAUAUAUGUGUAAAAUGCUGCCAUAAACUGCUGUUAUU